AUGAUCUCGAUCGCUCGCCCGACCGUCCUUCGGGCAACUCGGUCCAUAUACCCCUCCGCCGCAAGCACCCUAGCCCGUUCCCGAUUACUCUCUACCCUCGCGAUCCUCGAACACAAAGAUGGGAAAGUAGCCGGCUCUUCUCUCUCGGCUAUCGCUGCUGCCAUCAAGCUUGGUGGCCCCGUCACCGGCUUUGUGGCUGGCAAGGGCGUCAAGGCCGGUGUCGCUGCUGAAGUUGCGAAGGUGGAGGGUGUGGAGGACGUUCUUACGGUUGAAAACGAGGCAUACGAUAAGGGCCUACCGGAGAACUACGCACCACUAUUAGUCGAGAACAUCAAAAAGGGCGGCUUCACACAUGUCGUUGCAAGCCACUCGGCCUUUGGCAAGAAUGUCCUGCCCCGUGUUGCAGCUAUGAUGGAUGCUCAGCCCGUUUCAGACGUUACCGCCAUCGAGGGAGAGGACAAAUUCACCCGCCCCAUCUUCGCCGGCAAUGCAGUUCUAACAGUCCAAUCGACCGACCCCAUCAAAUUUUUCACCGUCCGCGGCACCGCUUUCCAACCAGGAUCAUCAACAGGCGGCUCAGCCAAAAUAACAGAUGGCGUCGACCCCGCAACCCCGUCAACCACAAAAUGGCUCUCCGAAGACCUCACCACUUCUGAACGGCCCGAUCUCUCCACCGCCGAGCGUGUCGUGUCCGGUGGCCGCGGUCUGAAAUCAAAGGAAGAGUUCGACCGUAUCAUGACUCCCCUCGCUGACGCCCUUGGUGCCGCUAUCGGCGCCUCCCGCGCCGCUGUCGACGAAAAAAUGGCCGAUAAUUCGCUACAGGUUGGCCAGACGGGCAAAAACGUUGCACCUCAGCUUUAUUUGUGCGCCGGCAUCUCAGGUGCUAUCCAACAUUUGGCAGGUAUGAAGGAUAGUAAGGUCAUUGCUGCCAUCAACAAGGAUCCAGAUGCCCCUAUUUUCCAGGUUGCGGAUGUCGGGCUUGUAGGAGACUUGUUUGAGAAGGUUCCUGAGUUGACGGAGAAGUUGAAGAAGUGA
This is a messenger RNA of Trichophyton rubrum CBS 118892, 1035 nucleotides long. RefSeq lists its product as uncharacterized. Lineage: Eukaryota; Fungi; Ascomycota; Eurotiomycetes; Onygenales; Arthrodermataceae. Gene Ontology annotation, molecular function: flavin adenine dinucleotide binding; electron transfer activity. Gene Ontology annotation, cellular component: mitochondrion. Bases 1 to 1035 code for a protein of 344 amino acids. The record is from RefSeq and is a predicted model, not a curated record. The transcript has 3 exons.